AUGUCGGCCAAAAACCUCAAAAAAUUGGAGAAACCAAUGAUAGACGCUAAAACGGAACUUGUCGAUGUGAAAAAUCAAAAGUUUCUUGUCGGGACUCAGUUUGUCAAAAGAAGCUCUGGGACAAUAAAUUACUGCACUCAGGUUUGAUUAUAAUGUUUAUUGAAAUCAUCGUUAAUUUCUUCUUUUUUUGUUAGGAAGGUUACAAUUUCUGUUUUACAGGUGGAUUCUGGAAAAGAGUUUGUCGUGAAAUUCGAGUCGUCGGAAAAUGGGCCGCUCUUUUCUGAAGUCAACGUCUAUCAGAGAAUUUUGAGGCCCGAGCAUUUGGACAAGUACAAGGCUGAUAAGGGUUGGAUUUUUUUGAAGAAGAAGAUUUUUUUGGGGUUGAGAAAUUUUUCUCUUAAGUUAUCCAAAAUUGAUGAUUUUAUGAGGAAGAUGUUGGUUAAAAAGUUAAAUUUUUUAAAAUGUCAAAAAAAAACGACGAAACUUUUCGUGCUCCUCUCUAAAAUCAACGAUUUUGCAGAUCUGACUUGGUUGGCCCUCCCACAAGUGAUAACUAACGGCGUUUUUCAAUACAAGAAGGAAACUGAGAGGAAACGAUUUCUGAUUAUCCCCAAAUACCUCAUCUCGCUCGAUAAAAUCGUGGAAGCGGGAAGAAUUGCCUCAAAAGACGUUUUGGAUGCCACGAAAAGCAUAAUCAACGCUUUGGAGUACCUUCAUGGCCAGGUUUGUCCUUUUCCGAUUUAUUUUUUUAUUCUAAUCUAUUUUUAAUUCAUAGAAAUCAACUAAGUCAAUAAAGAUUAAACAAAUUUUUCAUGUAAAAUCAACUUUUUAAUUGAAAUCGAAACAAUUUUUCGUCAAAAAAAUUUUUGUGAAUUGAUAUAGUAGUUCAGAAAUUGAGGGCGAUCGAAAUUUCAGACUUGAAAAAAAAUUCAAAAUAAUUAUUUUUAUAGCUAAACCUUUCCAAGUAUGAGGUUAGACUAGGUUUCUGUUUCGGGAAGAUUUUUUAUUUGGAUGAUUUGAAGUCAGGUAAUAUUUUUUUAUAUGUAUAAUAAUUAUCAGUAAUCUUCGAAGUGGGAAAAUGAAAAAAACCUUCUCAGUGAGCCCCCCUACACCAUUCUAGAAUGGUACUGGUGGGGGGCUCGUUCGGACAAGGGGGGGCGAAUUUGAGGCGGCUUAAAUCAGUCGUUAAGCAUUAACAGACUCAAAUGAUGAAAUAUCCUUGAAAAUUCCGAUUUUUCAGGGGUACACCCACUCCAACAUCAAGCCGUCCAACAUCAUGCUCACUGUUUUCAAAGACUAUUCCACUAUCGUUUUAAUCGACUACAGUCUUUCCCGCAAGACGAAACCCAACGAAGACAAGCCAAGUCCUUCGCGAGGUUUUCGAAAUUUCAAAAAAAAAUAAAGGGAAAAAGGAUUUUCCAGUUUUGAGCGGGGUUUUCGACUCGACUGACUGUCACAACGGCUAUUUUCCGUCUUUUCGCGGCGAUUUGGAAAUGUUGGCUUAUAAUUUGAUAUUCUGGUCGACUGGAACCUUGCCCUGGAUGGUUUGAUUUCUGAAAAAGAAAAAUUAAGAGAAAAAAAUCCUUAUUUUCCAAACUACCUAGAUGAUUUUUGGAUUAUGUAGGAUGUAAAUCUCUCCUACCGUAGCUAGGUUACGGUAGGCAGGUGCGUCUUUCCGUAUCUGAGAAACUAUGCUUUCGUUCUAGGCGUAUUGUAUAUCAAUCGAUAGGGAAUGCAAUUUUAGGAACUUUUUCAGUACAUACCAUCAUCGGUUACUGUAGAAAUUUUUUGAGUUACGGUGAUUUUUGUGAAUUUUUCAAGUUUUUUGGAAAAAAAUCAAAGUGAAAAAUUUCUUAAUUUUUUGUAAAAAUGUCGUUUUUCUUUCAAUUUUACUUGAAAGGUAUCUUUUGGCAUAACAGGGAAGAGAAGAAGAAACAUUAUUUCCCUUGUUUUUUCUGCAUUUUUCCAUUUUUUAUCUGAUCAUCAAUAAAUAAAAUUUCUUAAUUCCUAGUAAAAUAGAUCUUUUUUAAAGUCACUUGUGAUAAUUGGUACCUUUUGGCGUUUUUUUGGAUAAAAAAAGAAAAAGAAAAAAAUAUUUUUUUCUACUUCAUACUAGAUUUUUCCAUUUUUUUCAGGCCAAUCAAGAAGAGCCGGAAAAAAAUUCGGGAAGCCAAGGAGAAGCUCCUCCAAUCACCUGAUUCCAUUGACGAAGUUCUCGAUGUAAUUCUAAUUUUUUUAAAAAAAUAUAAAAAAAGUUAAAUUUUUUUCAGGAUCCUCAAUGUGCUCAUUUAGUCAAAACGCUCUUGGAAGCCAGCACCCAAAUUUCCUAUAAAGUGCGGCCGAAUUAUCCAGAACUCAAGGAGGCGAGAAUAUGAACAAAAAAUAAAGAAUUUGAAAUUAUUUAGGCCCUUUUUGGCGAAGAUCCGGUUAAUUUUGAUCUCGAUGGGCUUGAAAAGAAGGAAGGGACCAAAAAAGGAGCCCGUCAACCGAAAAUCGCCGUUUCUGGUGAUUUCGAAAAGGACUUUUAUUCGUGACUUUUCAGAAGUAACUCCAGAGUGGUCCCUAAAGGGGCAAUUUCAGUGGCCCUUGGGAAGUCACCUCUAAUGACCCUAAAGCUUGCAACAGGGGUCCCUAUAGGGGCAACCUUCAAGGCCUGUAAUGGUUCCCCUUUAGAGAAUACUUCAUCUCCCUCUUCCCCUGUAGGGACCCUAAAGCUUGCCAAAGUGUUCCCCAUAGAGGUUUUAAAUAGUGGUCCCUAUAGUGGAAGUUUCUAUGAACUUUGAGCCAAGAAGCGUUUCCGUGGGGAAAACUGGAUAAAUAGCGUUUUUUUAAUGAAUUUGGAAAACCCCUUCAGAGUCCACUUGAGAUUUAAGAACUAAGGGGUCAGACCUUAAACCCCUAUAGGGACCAUCUUAGUUUUAUCCCUAUAGGGAACACUUGUCGGCCCCUAUGAAUGUUGUUUCCUCCACUAGCCCCUAUAGGGACCACUCUGAAACUCCUGAGAGCGCCAUUUUUCUUGACGACAGUUUCCUUUCUUUUUUUUGGCUUUUUUCAAAAAGAGAUGGUUUUUCGAAAAGAGAUGGCAGAUCUUCCAAAUUUCGGAAAAGAAAGUAGAAUAAUUUAGCAAAAUGCGUGCUCUCACACUCAUUUCUGACAUUUUGUUCCGUCCUUUUGAGUAAAAAUGCUCCGAAAUCCCAAAAACGGUAAACUAGACCCUACAGAAAAAACUGCGUUUUCUAAUUUUAUCAGGAAACGGAAAAUGUUUCAAAAUGACUCAAAUAGUAAUAAUUUUUGUUUUGAAGCAGUUUUGCUGCGUUUCGGAACAAGUUUUAUUUAAAGUUUAUAGCAAGCUUUACUUUGGGUUUUUUUUGAGUAAAUUAAUUUUUUUGAAGAUGCUGAAGACGAUGGGCAUCCGGCUUUGAAAGUUAGAGGUGCCAAAAAGGCGGCUGAAAACUUUACGGACCAAUUCGAUGGUUUUUUUUCUUGAUAGGCACCGGAAAAUGUUGAAAAAUUGCAGAUGAUGAACCUUCUUCGAAGAAAAAAGCGGCGCCGAAACGGGCGGCGAGAAAAAUAGCUGUAGAGGCUCAAGAAGACAGUGGUGGGCUUGAGAGAAAAGAAAAAAAAGUGAAUCGUGAAAAUUAGAAGGAUCCGAUGGAACUCCGGCGAAAAAGGCGAAAGGAACUAAAAAAGUCGAAAAAGAGCCGAAGAAAAAGGCGCCUGCCAAGGGAUCGAAAAAAAUCGGGGCUGAUCCGAAUUUGGAGGCUGAAGACGUUGCUAAAGUGGCCACUCCUGCGAGAGAUGGUGAGUUUGAUUGGAAAAAAAAAUAUUUAAAAGGGAGCUGAAUAGUUGAGGGAGUUUUAGGAUUAGGAAAAUUUUGAGAAAAUGGAAAAUUAACGGAGUAAAAAAAAAUUUUUGAAGAGCUAGAAUUUUUUUUUCAUAGUCUUUUAUCAUUAGAAUGAGACCUAAGUUUUUAAGGAAAUUUUUUGAACGCAAAAAUUUAGUUCCAUUACGUAUGAAUUGACCAAACACCAUUUCGGAACAGAUUUUUCCGAAAAAUUUUAUUUUCUCGCCAUUUUGAGAGAUGUUGAGAAAUUACUGGCCGUAAAGGUAUAUGAGCUAUAAAAAUGGUGUGAGAGGGGUAUACGGUAUCUUGUAAAACCUUUUUUUUUUGCGUUUUGGCGGGAAAACAAACUUUUUUUUUCUCUUACCUGGUUAAAUUCAAAAAAAUUUGAAAACUAGUUGAAAACUCUCUUUACAUCUUUUUCGACUUAUGACCCCCACUUACUGGUAGGCGGGGGAGCUAUUUCCUACAGCAGGGGGAGGGGGCAUUCUGGAAUCAUCCUAAAUUUUCAAGUAUACCUUUCGACAGGCAACAAAAAUCUCUACAAAAUAACGAAUUUCUCUCAAAUUUCACUGUUCACGUUGUUCACUGCCUACAAACACCUACGAAAAAGUUCAAUUUCGUUGAUUUUCAGAGGACGAGCCUAAAAAGAAAGGAAGAGCCGCCAAAAAAGCCGCCCCAGAGUCUUCAGCUCAAACAGAUGAACCCAUGGAAACUGAGCCGCCGGCGAAGAAAAAAGCCGCGGCGAAAGGACCAAAAAAGGCUAUAUCUGAGCCUUCAGAAAUAGCGUCGGUGGUCACGCCGUCUAAAGAUGGUGAGGGACCAAGAAAAAUUUAAUAUUUAUAUUUCAGAAGUCCAUUUGUAAUAGAAAAGUUACUACCAGAGUUCUCUCACUUUUUCCCAUUUUUCGUGACUUUUGUAUUAAAUGAAGUAAUUGGCUGAACUUGACUGAAAGUGUUGGUUUGAAACAGAAAACUCAAAAGUAUAGUCUGUUCAGAUUUUGAAUGUCAAGUAGAAUGACGUCAUUCGAAAACGCCUCUCUGAUUGGUUUAUUGCGCCAUUAGGGGGCGGAGCUUCAGCGAGGACUUGACAUUUGAAAUCUGAACAGACUAUAGUUCAAAUUUGGACUAGUUUUUGCUCUAAAAUUUUUUAAAUUUGUCAAUUUUUUCAUUUUUCUGGCUUUUUAGAAGGCUAAUACUUUCAAAAAAAAUCUUCAAACUAGCAUGUUAAUAAUGAAAUACUUUAGAAGAAGCAGCUGGAGAACCAAAAAAAGGCCGAAAAGCUAAAAAAGACGACUCCGAGCCACCGAAAAAGAAAGCGCCGGUCAGAGGGACCAAGAAAAUUAUCGCUGAUCAAGGAUCUGGAGACGAAGCGGAAGAAGAGCCGAAGCCGAAGAAAGCGGCAGCAAAAGGCCCCAGAAAACCUGCUCCAGCUCCUGAACCUGAAGAAGCUCCUGAAGACAUUGCGCCUGAAGAACAGUCGAAGAAAAAGCCUGCAGCUAGAGGUGCCAAGAAAGCGACUCCUCCAGCUCUGGAGCCUGAAGAAGCUCCUGAAGACGUUGCGCCUGAAGAAGAGCCGAAGAAAAAGCCAGCAGCUAAAGGCGCCAAGAAAGCGGCUGCUCCAGCUCCGGAGCCUGAAGAAGCUCCUGAAGACGUUGCGCCUGAAGAAGCUCCGGAAGACGUUGCGCCUGAAGAAGAGCCGAAGAAGAAGCCUGCAGCUAGAGGCGUCAAGAAAGCGGCUGCUCCAGCUCUUGAACCUGAAGUUGAUGCUCCAUUGGCCGGAGAGGAUCCUAAGCCCAGAAAAACGGCCCCCAAAGGUCCCAAGAAAGCUGCCCCAGAACCUGAACCUGAAGAAGAGCCGAGGCAAAAGAAGACCGGGGCUAGAAAUGCCAAAAAGACGUCUCCAGAAUCUGAUUAUGCUUCUGAAAAUGGUGAUUCUGAAGCUGAAGAAGUGCCGAUCAAGAAGACAACGACAGCCAGAAUUGCCAGAAAGACUCCUCCAGAAUCUGAUGACGCUUCUCAAGAUGAUUCUGAAGUCGAAGAAGAACAGAAACCGAAGAAACCUGCGGUUAGAGGGGCUAAGAAACAGGUCGAAGCUGCCAAUCUUGGUUAGUUUCAUCAUGGGUUCCUCUUGAAACUACCGAAAUAAUGAAUAAAUCAUUUUUUCGGUCUUCAAAAGGACGAGGGGAUAAGUCAAGCGAUUUUAAAGUCUUCAGCUAUUUUUUAGAAUAUUUUCUUGAAAACCAAUUUUUUGUAAGCUAUAUAGUCCGUUUUUGGACUUUUCUGCGCUCUCCUCGUCUCUCGGCGACCCUCUCAUUUUGAAGUGCUAUUUUCACGUAUCUCUGACCUCCCCGGCAAGGGAACAGAGAGACGCAGACACUCAAGGUGCGAGAGAAGCUUGAUAGAAAGGUGGUGUUUUCUCUGGCGUCUCUUCAGAAGACACUACUCUCUCGCUUCUGUUUUUGUAACUUAAAAGGUCAUAACAGGCCUUGAGAGACGCUAGAAAAAGAGAUGAAUCUAGCUUCUCCGGCCUGAAGAGACGACAGAGAAAGAAAGUUUUCUAACUUCUCUGGCGUCUCUUCAGUAACUCUCUUCAUCUCUCUUUCAGUCAUUCAGAGAGAGAACGGCUAGCUCGAGUCUUUAAAAAUGGGUCCUGACACGAUAAGCAAAGAGAUAGUGCCUGGUGGGAGGAGAGCGCAGACAGGCCACGCCCCUUUGCCUCUCAAGAUGGCUAUGAAUCUGCUGUAUACUAUAGCUGAUUCAUAGAUUCAUAUCAUUAUCUCUAGUUCGAAGAAGUUGAAAUUCAAGUAAAAAAUCUUGAAAAAAAGGUAACAUUAGAAAAAAAAAAACAGUGGUAGAUGUGAAAAAUAUAAGAUUUUUACAGUUCAAGAUCGAUUAUUCAUAAGUUGCGACAUCUUUUUUUCAGUCGAAGAGCCGCCGAAGAACAAAAAAGGCACCAAGAAGAACGAAGCUCAACAAGAAGAGCCUGAAGCUGCCAAGCCCGCGAAAAAGCCGAGAGGAGUGAAAAAGGAAGCUCCAGAAGUCGAAGAAACCGCCCCGAAACGGAAAAACGCCAAGGCUUCUGAAGAAGUUGCGGAAGCGCCGAAAACUGUUCGCGGAAGGAAGGUUCCCGUCAAAUCGGACAAGGAGAAGGAGAACGAGCCCGUCGAGGAGAGACAAGGUCUACCGUUUUUGAGCCUAGGGAUUUGUAGUAAUCAAUAAAUGAUUCCUCUUUUCUUUUUUUAAAAGUUUUUUUAUCGAUUUUUCUGCUUUUUAGCUCUUGUCGAAGUUCAUACAGCUCUUUGAUUUUUAAACCUCAAAAGCUCCUUUUUAUUAAUCAUUUUCGUCUUUUUUUACCACUUAGAAAAAGACUCUUAUCAAAAUGUUUGUAAGGGAUUUCCGCGAAAAUCCUAAUCAUCUCUGUACUCUUCAAAAUUUAGUUGUCUUUUUCUUUCUCUGACGGUUAUUUUGAUUUUCGCCGAAUCACUUUCAACGAAAGUGCGCUCUAACGAGAAUUUUCUUUGAUCAGCUUGUCUCCUUGAUUUUUUAAAGAAUUCAUAGCUGGAUUUGGAUCCCAAAGCUGCUGAAAAUGUGACAGAGAUUAAAAAUGAAAGGAAAAAAAGUAGUUUGAGAAGCGUUUUUGAAAGAAAUUUAACGGUUUUUGAACAUUUUCUUUGAUUGUUUUCCUCUAAACGAUAGUUUUUUUUGAAUAUUGUUCUCGAAACGAUACGAAAAAAGUGGGAAAUGGUUAUUUUAAACUGAUUUAUUCCCCUCUAAACAGUACUGGCACACAGCCAAGAUUAAAUGUAUAAUAUAUUGGAACUUGUGUGAAUUAUUAAAGCUUCAAAAUUAGAAUUAUCAAUUUAAAAAAAUAUUAAUUUAUCAUAUUUCCCAAUUUCAGAAGCUCCGAAAAAGACCAGAGCCCCGAAGAAAAAAGGUCAGCCGAUGGUCGAAGAAGCUGACGAGCAGAUGCUUGGUUUCACCUCGAAAAUUUAUGGGAAUAUCAUAAAUUUGAAAUUUUCAGAAGCUCCUAGGAGAGCCGCCUCGGAAACCACGACCAACCGAACGUUCACUAUUGGCCCGGCUUCGGAUGAUUUUCCGGAUUUCGCGGGUUUUUGAUUUUUUGAAUAAGCUACAGUUUGACGAGUUUCUGCGCUCCAUGGAUGAUCGCGAAUCAGUUUUAUCUAGCCUUUUUUCGAAUUUUAGCUGUCUUUUCCCUGUUUUUUGAAGAAAUAUCCAUUUUAGAACAAUCUUCAUUUUUCUUGUACACUUUAUUCGCAACUGCUUAAAACUUGCUGGCCGCAUUUGGAAUGGCUCGGAUGCGUCCCGGUUUUCUUCUCUUUGAGCGACGCAAUUUUUUAGAUUUUUUAUUGAAAAAGCGUAAGCCGUUUUAAGUCGGGGGCAGCUUGUUACCGUAACGCGACCGCGGCGCUUUGAGACAUUCCAAGUGCGGCUAGAUUGUUUCGAGCCAGCGAAAAUAACUAAUAUUGAAAGUUUCAAAAAAGGACAGUUUUCACUUUUUGUCCGUGGAGCGCAAAUUAUUAUCUUUUUGAGGAUUUUUCUGUUUCUUUUUCUCUUUAUUCAUUUAUUUUUUUGUCUAGGUUCUCCUGCCACCUUCCUCUUCACAUCAACUUCAAAAAGAGCCACUCCUUCUACUAACCCAGAAAAUUCCACAUUCAUUAUCUCUCAAGCCGAUGCCACCUUCACCGUUUCGUCGAAUCGAAACAGUCCUUUUGAAGAUCAGGAAAAUGAGCCGAUUGGAGGAAACGUAAAAAACUCUGGUCGCGUCAGGGCUGGGAAGAAAGGUCCGGAGAUGGGAAUUUUAAAAAAAAUCGGGAAAAAAGGCAUAUAAAAAAAUUUGAGCAGAUUGAUAUUUUGAAAAUCAAUAUAUGAGUAUCCAAAUAAUCAUAAAAAGCUUAUUGGACUAAAUUUCUGAAACCAACAUUUUUUUUUGAAAAAGAACAGGGAUGCUUGAAAGUCCAGCUUUAAAGAUGAUUUCGGUGGGAAUAUCUCCAAAGUACAGUAAUCCAUUUCGUGCGUUUUUAUUUGAACCUAUAAAAAAAGUGCUUUUUAAAAAAAUGUCGGGCUGACGCGGAAAUAUUUUUUUAUAUUCAUAAAAAAACAGCUUACGAAGUUCAAAUACUCAUUUUUGUUGCAAUAGUAGAAAUAAAAUAAUAUUCGACUGAUAUAAAAAUAAGGUCGCAUUUGGAAUGACUUGUGUUGCUUUAAAAUUACUCAUUAUAGUGAUUUUUGAGACCUUGUAGGUUGAUUUGAAGCAUUUUGAUGCCGUCAGGCGAAAGUCGGUUGAAGUCUGGCGGCUUUAAAAAAAAAAUUAUCAUAUCCGCUGUUUUUUGAGCCAUUCCAAGUGCGACCAUGACUUUCAACAAAAAUUGACAAUCAAUCCCAAAGUUUGAGUUAUAUACUUUCAAAUUUUUUCUAGACGCUCCUGAAAAUCCCAUCAAAAAACCAGCAGUUCGAGCCGGCGCAGUCAGGAAACGAGUCUUGGGAGCGGAUCCAGUGGAAACCGGACCGGAAAAUGCCGUUUUCCAACCGAAAACGAUGAAUGGCGCCGUUCAACGGACGGUGGCUGCGGCCAAGGUUUCAAAAUCCGGAGAACUCGGCAGAAAAUUUGGAUUUCCAGAAAAUCGGCAACAAGUACAGACGUCUCUCGCAGGGCCGAACAACUGCCGACGGUCUUGCAGGUUGGAAUUUUGGUUUUUGGAGAAAAAAAAAGGUUGCAGGCAAUGCAAAAAAUGACAAGAAGUUGGAAAGGAGAAAAUUAGUUGAUUUUUUGGGUCAAAAGACCCAUAGAAGAAUUCCAUAAAGGUCUUGAAAAAUUGAGACGUUCCAGGGUUACUAAAGAGUUUCAGAGGCUUAGAGGCUUAUUUCGCGUCCUUUCUAAGAAAAUUUUAGGGACCCCAGAACUUCCUUUAAACCCUUUUUAAAGGUUCCAUGCCCCUAUAGGGAAUAUUUUUUUUUAAUUUGUUAAAGGGAUGUUAUUUGGAAGAGUAAGGGACGAAUAUGCUGAAGGGAAAUUCAGUUAAAGUUUGGUCCUACCCCCACAGGGGCCCCUUUUUAAUUUAACCCCUGUAAGGGCCCCUAAACCAGUUUUUUUCGGGGGUUGAGCUGGGGGCACAGCCCGGGGCUACAUGGGACCACAUUUGUCCCCCUAAACUUUUCUUAGUUUACUGUCUGUUCAGCUCAAGCUCCGCCCCUAUUGGCGCGACAAACCAAUCAGAGAGCGAGUCAUCCAGAGAGCUUUUUCGAAUGACGUCGUUGCUCUUGACCUUUUGAAUAUGAAGAGACUAUAGAAAGAGAAUUUCUUUUUUUGACCAGAAUUCAGGAGUUUAAUUCAUGAAUUUAUGAUUUAAUUUAUGAGUCCGAUCCCAGAAGCCGUUCCCGGACUGAAGCUGAAGAAAGGCCGUCGCUCGGCGAUCCUCCGCGUCGUUCCACGACGGGCCAACAGCCGACUCGACCAUGAGGACGAAGAUUCCCAAGGAAAUCCCCCAUCACCCCCUAAUCAACCAUUUUUCUCACACUAA
This is a messenger RNA of Caenorhabditis auriculariae, 10382 nucleotides long. The record is from the annotation of a GenBank genome assembly. Lineage: Eukaryota; Metazoa; Nematoda; Chromadorea; Rhabditida; Rhabditidae.